CGCUUUUCUGGUGAAUUUCAGUGCAAAAUCACUCUGGCGGCCAAAUGUCAGAGAGGUUUGGGACGGAAGAUAUCUACCAAAUAAACUGUGAAUGCAGCAUUUGCAGCUAUCGUCACUUCCUGAAAACCGUUUUCCUGUCAGACAUGGCGGCGACCUUGUGUGCAAAAUUACUACCGAAACAGGGAUGGCUUCCCCUCACACAGAGUGUCCGGCACGGCUCCAAGGCUGUGACUCGCCACAAGAAGCCCAUGCACAUCCUGAAACAGAAGCUCCUGGCUGUCACUCAGUACAUCCCUCCUACACGGGUGGUUCCUCCAGGAGCCUAUCCAUCAGACACCAACAAAGGCCCAAUAAAGGAGAGCGAUUUGGUUUUACUCAUGAAGAAGGAUUUGAAGAACGUGUUCCAGGACUGUAAGAUGGUCGCUGUGGUUCAGAACAACGCCAGCAGCGCUGAGGACAUGAUGAUCCUGAAGCACAGACUUCAUAAACAUAACAUCACCGUCAAGUUCUUCCCCAACCAGGUGAUGCGGUCGUUCCUGCUGGAGAGUGUUUACUCCAACAUGGCUCCUCUGUUCAUCGGUCCAACGGUUCUGUUCGUGUGUAAAGAGGCGAAGGCGAAGGAGAUGCUGUCGACUUUGAGAUCCAGCCCACAGAUGACGCUCCUCGGCGCCUGCAUAGACAACACGCUGCUGAGCGCUCAGGGCGUGGUGAGCUACUCCAAACUGCCGUCGGUGUCCGUCGUCAGGGGCGAGCUGGUGAGCGGGCUGACGAUGCUGACCUCGCGCACGGCCGCCAUGCUGCAGCGACACCCGGCUCAUCUGUCGGCGCUGCUGCAGCAGUACGUCAAACAGCAGAGCGCCGAGGAGGCUCCUAAAGCCGAGGAGGCCACGUAGAGCUUCAGAAGAACUCACUGGGACUUGUUACCUCGCUGAUUAGCAGCCGCCUGGGAAAGAUGCGGGACCGUGGGAGUUUGCACACUUGAAAAUUUAUUUCAGCACCAAAAUUCACCCGGAGGUUCAGCUUUUUAGGAUUGGAGAAAGUUGUUGAGUGGAGCAGUUUAAUUGGCACUAAAUUCCUCUGAAUCUAACCAGUGUGCCUGUAGAAGCGCCGCGGCUCUUGUUGAACGAAGGAGUCUGGACUGGUUUCAGUGCACCUCAGCCUCUCGGUGGAAGUUUUGAACGGACUGUGCUGUAAAAACAUCAGCGAUUCCUUUAUUUAAGGUUAUUGUCAUACAUAAAUAAAUCAUGUCAACACACAAA
Molecule: messenger RNA, 1259 nt
Organism: Thunnus maccoyii (southern bluefin tuna)
Lineage: Eukaryota; Metazoa; Chordata; Actinopteri; Scombriformes; Scombridae
Gene: mrpl10
Product: mitochondrial ribosomal protein L10
Exons: 6
Coding region: 45-893 (282 amino acids)
Biological process (GO): translation
Cellular component (GO): mitochondrial large ribosomal subunit
Molecular function (GO): structural constituent of ribosome
Source: RefSeq, a predicted model, not a curated record